Hordeum vulgare subsp. vulgare (domesticated barley) is the source of this 1746-nucleotide messenger RNA. RefSeq names its product premnaspirodiene oxygenase-like. Lineage: Eukaryota; Viridiplantae; Streptophyta; Magnoliopsida; Poales; Poaceae. Gene Ontology annotation, molecular function: oxidoreductase activity, acting on paired donors, with incorporation or reduction of molecular oxygen; monooxygenase activity; iron ion binding. The transcript has 2 exons. The record is from RefSeq and is a predicted model, not a curated record. The coding region runs from base 97 to 1647 and encodes 516 amino acids.
UGGCCAGACUCUACGCAGGGCCACUAUAAAUGUCCCAUGAAACAAAAUCAGCGCACGACGUACGCUUGAACCCGAUCGAGCUCAAAGUUACUGGCCAUGGCUGCUGAGAUCGCAGCAUACUACUCGCUCCUCCUGCCUCUCCUUCUAGUCGUAGUACCUGCGCUCUACUUGGUGGUGGGAGUGUUCCGCAGCCGCAGGAGGUCGGCCGGCGAACAACGGUUUCCUCCGGGGCCAUGGGCGCUGCCGGUGAUCGGCCACCUUCACCACCUCGCCGGCUCGUCGGUCCCGCCGCACCACGCCAUGCGGGACCUAGCUCGGCGCUACGGCCCUCUCAUGCUGCUCAAGUUCUGCCAGCUCCCCGUGCUGGUGGCCACCUCCCCGGACGCGGCGCGCGAGAUCAUGAAGACCCACGACGUGGCUUUCGCGUCGCGGCCCCUCAGCCCGACCAUGCAGCUCUUCCUGCGUGGAUCGGAGGGCCUCGUCUUCGCGCCCUACGGCGACGGAUGGCGGCAGCUCCGCAAGAUCUGCACCCUCGAGCUCCUCAGCAACCGCCGCGUCCACUCCUUCCGCGCCGUCAGGGCGGAGGUGCUGGGACGCCUCCUCCGCUCCGUCGCGUCGGCGGCGUCGGCGUCGGCGGCGGUGAACUUGACCCGGGGGUUAGCGUCGUUCGUCGCGGACUCGUCGGUGCAAGCCAUGAUCGGCCGCUUGAGGAGCGACGACCGUGACACUCUGUUCACGCUGCUGCGGGAGGGGUUUAAGGUCGUACCGGGGAUGACCCUGCCGGACCUUUUCCCGACGUCACGACUCGCCAUGCUCCUCAGCCGCGUGCCCGCCAGGAUCGACCACCGCAACAAACGCAUGGCCGCCUUCAUGGACUCCGUCAUCCAGCAGCAUCGGGAGAAGAGGUCAGCCGACGGCGGAGAGGAACACACCGAGGACUUGCUUGACGUGCUCUUGAGGCUCCAGGACGACGUGGGCUCCCAGUAUCCCCUCACCACCGAGAACAUCAAAUUGGUCAUCAUAGACAUGAUUAGUGCGAGCAGCGAGACCACGUCGACGACGCUGGUGUGGGCAAUGGCAGAGCUGCUGCGGAAGCCAGCGGCCAUGCAGAGGGCGCAAGACGAGGUCCGGCGGCAGCUCAACGGCCACCUCAGGGUGACGGAGGACGGCCUAACAGACCUGCACUACCUGCGGCUAGUCAUCAAGGAGACGCUCAGGCUGCACCCGCCGGUGAUGCUGAUCCGAGAGUGCGGCCCGCGGCAGCAGGUGCUCGGCUUCGACGUGCCGCAGGGCGCCAUGGUGCUGGUGAACGCCUGGGCGAUGGGCAGGGACCCGGCCCACUGGGACUCCGCCGGGGAGUUCUUGCCGGAGAGGUUCGAGGAAUGUGGUAAGGAUUUCAAGGGGGUGGAUUUCGAGUUCCUGCCGUUCGGCGCCGGCAGGAGGAUAUGCCCUGGUGUGUCCUUCGGCCUCGUGCACCUCGAGCUCGCGCUCGCGGCCCUGCUGUUCCAUUUCGACUGGAAGCUGCCGGACGGGAUGGUCCCCGAGGAGCUGGACAUGACUGAGGAGGCCGGGCUCACCACGCGCCGGCGGGCCGAGCUAGUGGUGUUCGCUGUCCCUCAUGUUCCUGUUCCUGUUCCCACAGAGUAAACGUGCCCGGCCGUAUUAGCACCAAGAGUUUCUUGUGUUUGUGGUGACCAUCUUGUGAGCUGUUGCCUGCUGGGUUAUAAAUUCAUGAUUUUAAAUAAA